AUGACCAAAAAGCCCUACCCUGUGCUCGCGCCCCGCGGCCAAAUCCCCAUCACCCAUCUCCCACACCUCACACCAUCACUUGCCCCACGAAUCUCGCUCACUCAACGUAUCUUAACACCACUCAUUGUGUGCGCAACAUUGGUUAUUCUGCUGCUGUGUGUUGUGACGGGUAUUGUGUUAACGGUUAAGAUUUUUGGGGACGGGCAUGCGCUUGCGCUUGUGUUGAGAGUUGGGACGGGGUUCGUAGUUGUUGGGUCCUCACUCACCCUCAUCUAUCUCCUCCUUCAUUUUUCCGCCAGUAUCAAAAACCAUCCCAUCGGCUUCGUGCGUCCUCCAGAGUUGAAACUGCACGCGUAUAGCUUUAUAGCUGCGCGCGUUACGCUUGUUUCGUGGAUGUUAUCGAUCAUCGUAUCGAGCGUCGUCGUAUCGAAAUCGAAAGUGUGUGUUUCCGGAACGACGGAUUGCAAGGUGCAGAUUGGAGGGUUGGUUUUGAGCUGUGUUGGGUUCGUAGCAACAGGAACCAUCCUCACCGCCCUCGAAGCCUGUCAAUACCCCUUCCAGCUCCCUACGCGCACCAAUAUUCUUCAAGACGGAGAAAUAAACUGCCGAGUUUCUUCUUUCGGCGACGAUCUCGUGGAUAGUAAUCUUACCUCGCUCAAUCCCUCAGCUGCCAAUAUUUUACAGUCAUGUUUGGCGAGUGCAUCAGCAAGUGCUGAUUCCAUACCAUCACUUCCUGACGAUUAUCUGUUUAUGGGAAAUGAGAGGGAAGAGUGGGAGAAAAAUUAUUCGCUUGCUUUAGCGAAGGAGAGAAUUACUAGAGAGACGAACAUCAAAAGGAAACCUGUGCCUACUGAACUAGCAAUAGCAGAGGGACUUCCAAAAUCUGAGUCCCAGGUUAGUGUGAAUUCUAUGCCGGGGGAGUUUCCGGAAGAAAGAGAAAGGAUUGUGCCGUUAAGACCGAGAUAUACACCUAUUUCUGAACGUGUCUCUACGCCUUCAUCUACGCUUGUAUUAUCGCAAGAUAAAGAUGAAGAGAAGGAAAAGAGCAAAGGCUGGGGAAUCGGCUGGUCAUAUCUCACAAGAGAUACGAGCACAAACAUUAGUACUGUAACGGAUUCAAACGAUAACGAGAAGUGCGUAACCCAAUCCGAUUCAGCGAUAUCGUUGGGCGUCCCAUCCAAUCCCAGUACCACGUGCGGCACUUGCGCGCAUCCAGCGUCGAAAUCUUCCGGAAACUUUAUAUCACAGAGAAUAGGAAGACAAAGAAACGUAACACCGAGUAGUAAUAUAAUCGACGCUUCAAUGCGAUCUCCAUUAUCCACCAUGCGAACUGCCGAGUCUCCAGAAAUAGCCAUCAAGCCCGAUGUGGCUUUAGUUCCAACCAGAGUUUCUUCACCACUGGAUCGAAUAUCUCCCCGAAAACCUCUUAUUACUCAACCGUUACCAAUUGCAAUCCUAAACGAAAUGAUGAUAAGAAGACCAUUAGUUCCUGCUCCUUCCAGAAUGCCAGAAGGAUUCACGAAAGGAUAUACACAAACACCUCAUGCGCCUAUCACCCCCCUCAAAAGAAAACCUGUAGAAAGCGACAAAAUUCUCAAACACCCGCCCAAAUCGUGGAAAGAUGCUCUUCCCGUACGAGGUGGGAGUUUCGAAAUCGAACGAAAACCACUCGCUUCACGCCAAGGAAUGACUACCCAUCCAUCCAAAAAUCCCGUCGUAAAAUCUGCAUCAAAACAAAAGUCUGCAGAACCUAGACCAUCUUUAAAAUCAUGGAAAGAUUCUCUACCCAACCGAGGCGGAAGUUUUGAACCGCAAAGAUCUACAGCGAACAUUCGAGAUGUAUUUCCCAACAUCGCACGAGGGCCUCUUGAUCGAAAUCAAAAUCAUAAUCACAAUAUCAAGCCCGUAUCCCCAUCCACGACCACUAAAGCCACACCUCUCACCCCCAAAAAGAAGACCGGGAGCCAAAUCCCCUCUCAGACACCCCACAAAUCACCCAACACCGCCAUCGUGAUCAAGAAACGCAGCACAGAAAUCCAAGUCCCGGGCGCAUUUAUCGAGUAUUCGAAACCCGGAACCACAAAAAAACGACCCACCAGUCGAGAGAUGAAAAUUCCCGGGGCGUUUAUCGAAAGUGUUCCUUCGACCCCUGAAUUCGAAAAAAUCAAGAAGAGGAAACUAUUGUUCAGAAAAAGCCACAGGGAAAAUGCGAAGCAAGCAAACAUAGCCCCCGAAGUUGACGAACCAGAAACUCUCUACAAACCUGCACCUCUCGGGCCGCGCCCCUUCAAGCGAAGAUUAUUUGGGAGAGCGAAUGCUGGAAUUUCGAAGAAUGAGAGUGAAGUAGAGACUGCACAAUUAUGGAGAGGGAUAGAGUGGGCGCGGGUGGAACCGUUGAGGAAGUUGAGUUUGGGGGAGGUGUCGAGUGGGAUGGGGAAUUUGUGGGAUGAUUAA
Messenger RNA from Botrytis fragariae, 2454 nucleotides. RefSeq lists its product as uncharacterized. The record is from RefSeq and is a predicted model, not a curated record. Lineage: Eukaryota; Fungi; Ascomycota; Leotiomycetes; Helotiales; Sclerotiniaceae. The coding region runs from base 1 to 2454 and encodes 817 amino acids. The transcript has 5 exons.